This is a messenger RNA of Alnus glutinosa, 1639 nucleotides long. Its product is annotated as CDP-diacylglycerol--glycerol-3-phosphate 3-phosphatidyltransferase 2. The coding region runs from base 192 to 1265 and encodes 357 amino acids. Gene Ontology annotation, biological process: glycerophospholipid biosynthetic process. Gene Ontology annotation, molecular function: CDP-diacylglycerol-glycerol-3-phosphate 3-phosphatidyltransferase activity. Gene Ontology annotation, cellular component: chloroplast envelope; membrane. The record is from RefSeq and is a predicted model, not a curated record. NCBI's taxonomy places the organism in Eukaryota, Viridiplantae, Streptophyta, Magnoliopsida, Fagales, Betulaceae. The transcript has 7 exons.
GUCGCUACAGAUAUGAGAUAGCUUGGAGCUUGAAAGAACAGUGCAAGACGAAUCCAGCAGGCAGCAACUAGUACUAGAAAUUACCCACCAAAUCAGGACCUAUAUAUGCUCUGAUCAGAGAGAAUCUCCACAAUUCUGAACCAAAAUCAGAUACGGUUCCAGCUACCUUGGUCUGAAUUGAAGCCCCACGGAUGUCAUGCUUCAAGCUGCCCAUGGCAGCAGCUUCUGUUUACUACACCCACAAGCCCGGCGGUGGCUGCCACCGGAGCCUGACCAAAUGGGUCCGCACCAGCACCGCCGCCGCCACCUCACUCGCCAAACUAAAGCCCAGACCGAAACCCUACGUGGCCCUAAAUAUCUACAACAACAACAGCGAGCGAAGAAUACCGGUUAUUUAUAAACAUGGGUGGAGGAUAGUCCCGUGCGCACCCCUCACACCCUCGGCGCACGAUAAGGAACUCCCUAAAGUGCUUGGGUUUCGUGGCCUCCACCACAAGCAUUGCCUCGCUUCCUCUUCAGGUACGUCUAGCUCCGAAGAGAAAGAAGGAUUUUCGGGCUCUGGGUCGGGUCUCGUGGCGGAUAUGGGUUCCGAGAGCAAAAAGAACCACCACGAUUUGGUCCAACCGCCCUCGUCAAUGCAAAACCAACAAAAACGACAGCAACGGCCUUCGAAAUUGCUCACGUUGCCUACAAUGUUAACGCUAGCCCGCGUCGCCGCAGUGCCGCUUCUCGUAAGCACCUUCUACGUCGAUGGUUGGUGGGGAACAACUGCUACGACGAGUAUCUUCAUCACUGCUGCAGUUACAGAUUGGCUUGAUGGCUAUCUUGCUCGGAAGAUGGAGCUAGGAUCUGAAUUUGGUGCAUUUCUAGAUCCAGUAGCUGAUAAGCUUAUGGUUGCCGCCACAUUGGUCUUGUUGUGUACUAGACCCUUGGAAGUUGCCAUGUUUGGGCAAGUGCCAUGGCUAUUGGCUGCACCUUCAAUUGCCAUAAUUGGUAGGGAGAUAACCAUGUCUGCAGUUAGAGAAUGGGCUGCUUCUCAAAAUAGUAAGCUUUUAGAGGCUGUUGCUGUAAAUAACUUGGGAAAGUGGAAAACAGCCACACAAAUGACAGCGCUAACCAUCCUCUUGGCUACCAGAGAUAGCAGUCUUGGAGGGCCAGGGAUUCUAGUAGCUUCUGGGGUUAUGUUGCUUUAUAUCUCAGCUGGACUUGCUGUAUGGUCAUUAGUUGUAUACGUGAGCAAGAUUUGGAGAGUAUUGCUGAGGUAGUGUUGUCAGGUUGCCGGCACGGUAUUCACUUAUAUAUACUCUUCAUCAAGAACUUGUUUAGAUGUGGGAACAGAACUUGAAGUUCUUCGCACACAACCCUGCUGAUGAUUAUCUACAGGCAUUGGUGCACUAUUCUUCAAAUAGGGGGAUGAAGAGCAAAGAUGUUCUGUGAAAAGUUCCUGCUCUUUAAAGUGGAUGUCAGUUAAAUAGUUUUGGAGGGGCGUAGACUGGGGAAUAGUGGGAUAUAGAUUGUGGAAUAACUUUUUACCCCCUUAUAGAUCUUCAUUAUUUUUUGCUUGGAGCCAAUGUUUGUUUUUAACACUGACUUGUAAGAUGCUGUAUCUCUGAGGCUAUGGUUGGAGGAUUUAGCAGUA